Messenger RNA from Halichondria panicea, 2904 nucleotides. RefSeq lists its product as uncharacterized. Lineage: Eukaryota; Metazoa; Porifera; Demospongiae; Suberitida; Halichondriidae. The transcript has 13 exons. The record is from RefSeq and is a predicted model, not a curated record. Bases 699 to 1244 code for a protein of 181 amino acids.
CCAUUGCUGUCUCACUACAUUUGAUGAGUCUGAGUCAGAGUCGGAUUCCUCUGUCAUGUACCAAUUGAGGAUUAUUUCAUACCUUCAUUUUCUCCCUUUAGCAACUUUGCUCGGCUUGCAUAUAUAUACCUGUAUAAUAACAGUAGGCGGGGACACGGACACCACACCAUACCAUGGGCACUACUGACUGAAUGAUGGCCAAAGCCCUACUCACUCACAGAUAAUGUGUAUUCACAUGGUGCAGCAGCACACAACUACAAUGCUGUGUCAAGUACUCUUCACUUUCGGCUACUUCGAAGAAAAUGUUCGCUGCUGGGUCAAGUACUCUUCACUUUCGGCUACUUCGAAGAAAAUGUUGUUUUCUUUAAUCGAAAAAUGUCGUUCAGUUCAGUUUCAGACACGACCCAAUUCAGAAAAAUGUCUUAAACGAACAUGCUGACUAUAAAAGGGCGUGCCCAGGACAGCUCCGACCGGAUGCAACGGGAAAAUGGGGAAAUGAAAAAUGGCAAAAGAUGAAUUUGUUUUUAUAUAAGUCUUUUUAAGUUUUGCCCUUGACAGUAUAAUGCAUUCUUUACACUUCCUUUGAUACGCCUUCUUCCUGAGUAUAGCAUGAGCUCUCGCACGAGGUAGCUAGGCACGGUUUUAGGUACGGUUUUAGGUACCAACUGGAGGAGGCCAAGAAGACGUUCGGGGACAAGAUGGACAGCGUUCUUGCUGCCAGAGGCUUGGACAACAACAGAGAGCUUCUCUCUAGAUUGUUGGACGAACUGGCAGCUGAAGGUAUAGUUACAACUGACAGAGUUUGCCCUGGCUCUGAUCGAUCUCAUGUCAUGCCCAUGUUGGAGAAUUCAGGAAUUUUCACUGGCAAUGCCAACGCCAGUGACGACCAGUUGUUCAUUUGUGAGCAAAAAACAUUUUCCCGUCUGUGUGCUAGUCUAUCCCAACGUGCCAGUCAUACUCUCGGAAGCCCACCACUACUCUUCAGGAUCGUUCAUGCUUUCACGUGUGCUGGAGUUCUACCGAGUCAGUACAUCCACUUCAGUAGCAAUGCCGGCUUAGGAAAAGUCGGUGCAUCUUCAGUGUAUAACAAAGGAGGGUACUUGGACACUGUGGACGCGUGUGCCAAGGCAUCCAUGCUGAAGGCAGUCGAGGAAGUGAAAGCAACACCUAAUUACUGCGAGUGGGUAAUAACAGAUGCUCGCCACGACUCUACAGCCAACGCAUAUAAUACCACCGUUCCUUAGUACAAAAAGCUGCUCAAAUGUGUCCAAAACUGAACAUCAUUGUGCACAGACUCGAGAAGUUGCAAGAUAGUUCUUCCGCAGGUUCUGGAAAAAGGUCUCAACAUAGUUGAAGUAGCUCAUGACAAUCAACCUGUAGUGAAGAAAUACGUGCUGAACCUUGUGAAUUCGUACGACACCUGGCACGGGACCAAGAAUGUAGCGAAGAAAAUGGCGAAAAGAGCAGUUGGGACUCAAGGAAAGACCUGGUUUCCAGAGCUUUGUUUGUUGAAAUUGCUGAGUCACAUAAAUAUAAUCCCCAUUAGGUAAAAGUACAAAAUCCACUUGUACUACUGUAUGAAGAACUGUGCUCAGUCAGCAGAAAAGCUGCGGAAAAGUAUUUUAAAUAUCGUUGAACAUUUCAGAACAAGCACGAGGGCUGUGACAAAACCUCAAACUUGAGGAUUCUGCUGCCUAUAAGGCGACACUAAUGGAGAUAAAAAUGCGGAGUCAUACUGUCGAGUGAGAAUUUUCAUUGGAAUUAUUGCAGUGUCGUGACACGUUCUGGGUCGAUCACCAGCUACUCACAUACAUACCAAAACGUAUUCACUUUGGAUCAAGUACUUUUGAAAUGAGAAUGAACCUGGCUAUUAUGGACUGGAGAAAGUACAAGUGAACGACUAGUGCUGGUGAAGGACGCUGGUGAAGGACAAUAUAUGGGAGUGCUACAUUCAGCAAAGAUCCAGCAAAGAUCCAACGAGCUCAGCAAUGGUGUCGUUUCGUUUCAUCCAUUUACACAUGAUGCUGAGUAAUGAUGAUCUGGCGUACGAUGGUGCUCUUUUAUACUCAGAUGUGGACUUAAAGUCAGUAGCUUUCCGUUGAUGAGAUGAUGAUGAAGUGUACAAGGGUCGUAAAAGCGGGAAAAUUCAUAUGCCCAAGAAGCCUGUUAAACUGGGGUUCAAGGGCGCACGUGUGAGUGCAAAUAGUGUCAGAGUGUCUCGUGGGCGCUGUCAAGUGUGUGUUCGAGAGAAGAUCCCUAGCAGAGAGCAGCAACACACUGCAAUGGCAUGUCCCCACUGUCGCAUAAGAAUAUGCAAAGGACACUCCGUUAUUGGACACACAUGUGCUAGCUAAUGUGCUGUGUGACUGACUUUUCUUAGAUGGUACUCUCCUGGUCUAAAUUGGCCUUGGGAGGGGUAUUGGGAGGAAAGGGGUAUUAUUUCAAUGAUUAAUAAAAUUGUGAUAAAGAAUUCAGUUGUAUGUGAGAGGCCCUAACCCACUCUGUUGUAAAUUCUGUUGUAUUAAUACAAAACUUGUGAAUCCAAAUGGAGCUGAUUGGACUCCUUGACACUGUCAGCGAGCUUGAGCACUGUCAGAGAGCCUCAGAGUCACCACAACCACUUGGACUGCCUCAACUUCUCACAGCAGCAGACGAAUGGCAGAAUUACCUUUGUGGCAAUGGAGAAGAUCUCGUCUAAAUCUGCCUGGUAUUUUGGGCAGCUGUAUCUUUAAAUUUCCGCGUGUUGCUCAUUCAUUUCUGCAAAUAAUAAUGCAUGCGUGAAUUCAUGCGUGAUUUUAUGUUUGAUUUUAUGUUAAUAAUACCAUAACUUUGAAUCUGAAUAUCUUUUUGUAAAAACAUUAGCCAUUUACCUGUCUUUGAAAUGAAGUAGCUUUUCUUUAUUGA